This is a messenger RNA of Didymodactylos carnosus, 7212 nucleotides long. The record is from the annotation of a GenBank genome assembly. Lineage: Eukaryota; Metazoa; Rotifera; Eurotatoria; Philodinida; Philodinidae.
AUGUCGACAUCAAAACCUGUCGAAUGGGUCAUUUCGUUAAUAACAAGAUUUGAAGAUCAGUUGCCGAUCAAAUGCGGGGAAUUAACGCCGUGUAUGCGUCUAAAUUUGGAACAAAAUAAGGAUUGUCUCAUAUCAUUGAGUAGAUAUAAAUUUUCAUUGGUUAUCAAUGGAUUAACAGACAUUUUGAAAACAAUCGAUUCAACACGUUUUGGUGGUCUUGAUCAAGAGAAGAAUAUUUAUGAAUCGUAUUUUAUUGUUUUGGAUGCCGUUGAACAGUGUUUAGCCAAUACAAAUAAUAUGGGUACAAGUCGUCUGGAUGAAGCGAUUUAUGUAAAUAAAUUAUUACCAGUUGUUUGCAAAUUAUUAAAUGUGCCCGGUGAUGGUGUGACUGUUCAGCAUGUUCGACAAUUAGCAUCACAUGUCUUAUUUGCAUUAAGUGUCAAUAAUUUCAGUACACUAUUCUCAAAAGUAGUUUCACGUUUGGAAUGUUUGAUUGCAUCGGGUGAUGAGACAUGUGAAGCUGGUGACUUGGAUUUAAUUCAACAUAUGAAUGUUGAUAUGAGCAAACUCACAAGACUUUUAAAUGAAGAAGUACAGAAAUGGAGAUUAUUGAAGAAGAUACAUCAUACGGAACUUGUUAAAAGUGUAGAAAAGGCAAUAUGGAAUUGGUUAGAUACAUACCCAGAAGAAUUUACUGAUUUACAAAAACGACCGAAUGCAGAGUUGAGUGAUAAUUGUGAAAAGUUAUUUGAAUUAUUGGAUAUGUUUCAAGAGAACAAUAAACGUAAAGUUCAAUAUAUAUGGCCUUUGCAAAUGAUGCUUUUAGUUUUGUGUCCCAUCAUUUUGGAAGAGUUAGUUUACUCUAUUGAAAGAGGGGGUCCAUGCUCACAAGAACAUUUAAGAAAGCGUAAUUUUAUUGAUAAUCUCAAGAAACAACUUCACUCAAAUGUAAAACAACAUAGUGAAGCAGCAGCUGUAAUCACAUUUGUCAAAUUGUGCAAAGCAUCGACCUACAUUAACAAUAAAGAUAGUAACAAUGUGUUGUUCGUCUCAGUACAAUCAGUUAUUGGAGAUCUAAAGAUGAUAUUGUUCAAUCCACAACGUCCAUUUUCACGUGGUCCGGACAAAAUCAAUCAAGAUUUAGAAUUGAUGAUUGAAUUUUUCCUCGCUUGUAUUCGUUUGAAUCCUCAUAACAAUGAAGUAUUGAAAGUGUGUUUAAAUUUACAAAGUCCGUCGAUGUUUCACUAUGUUCUUGUCAAAGCACUUUAUCGAAUUAUCACACAACGUCGACUACUAUGGUGGCCACAAAUCGAUAUUGUCUAUUCUAAAGCAGGAGAAUUGAGAAAUAUGUUUACCGAUACUUUGAAUAAAGUCAGUCAAUCUUCAACAUUUUCAACAACGCCAAUACGUAUAUCGGGCAUAUCGGGAGUAUCCACGUUGAAAGACAUUUUCUUCUCGACUCAACAACUUCGUUCGCAGUACACAAAUUUUAAACUGGCUAAAUCUGAUCGUGACAAAGAUCGUGAUCGUCAAUCAGAAACCGAUGGACCGAAUAAUCGUGAAUUAUUACUUUGGAUUGUUCGUCUAAUUAUUGUUGAUCCUUAUUUGAUGUUACACAAUCCAAAUAAACUUGAUCAUGAAACACAAAUGUCCACAUUUGAGUUGAUCAAUGGCCUAGUAUCACUCGUUCAUGAUUCAUCCAUGCCCGAUGUUGCUCAUACAGCUAUGGAAUCAUUGCUGGUUUUACAUGAAAAGGAAAAUAUUGAAUUAUGGAAUCCUGAAGCGUGUAUUAACACAUUUUGGUCAAUAUCUUCACAAGUCCUCUUCUCCAUUUCACAAAAAUUAGUUUUACAUCAAAUUUACAAUUAUACGUCAGUUCUUAAAUGGUUACGUGAAAUUUUGGUAUUAAGAAAUACAUUUUUGUUACAUCAUAAAGAUAAUGCUUACUUGGGUUCUAAUAUACCCAUGGCUAAACAUGCACACAUGAAAUUAGAAAUUGUGUUUUUCAUUUAUUUAUGGUCUGUGGAUAUUGACGCAAUUAAAACUGCCAUGUCCUGUUUCUCAUUGUUUUGUGAAGAAGCUGAAAUACGUUUUGGAUUCGAUGAAAUGGCCGUACUUCAACUAUUGCCUAAUUAUAACAUCUACAUGGAACUCUCACACGCGUCGAAUACAAUCACAUCGGGAAGAAAUGCACUUCAAAAACGAAUUUUAUCAUUAUUAAGAAAAAUUGAACAUGCUACGCAAGGAAAUAAGCAAGCGUGGUACGAUACGUACGUGUCGCAACAGAAUGUCACAAAAUUUCUCAAUGUUUAUCCAAAACGAGUGGAAGAUUUGACUGGUGCAUCGAGUGGUGGCAGUAGUGACAGUGGCGCUUACAAAUUUGGAAAGAGAAGAGCGGGUGUACACAGUACCGAACAUGAAGAUAUCUUCCAUGAAUGGGCAAAUAUGACUGGCUUUUUGUGUGCACUUGGUAGUGUUUGGCUCCCAGCUAAAAAUAGACCAGGUCAACACGGCAUACCAGCUGAUAGUCGUCGGACAUCGAUGGAACCUGUUGGUUCUGAUUUGCAUUAUUGUCCUGUCACACAAUUCAUUGGUGAUUGUCUGAAAUAUUUGGUUUGUAUGAAUGAACGAUUUGGUGUUCAAAUACAGCGUCACAUUCAAGAUUUGUUGGGUCAUGAAUUAAAUCCACUCUGUUAUCCAAUACUAUUUGAUCAAAUUAAAAUUACUGUCGACAAAUUCUUUGACGCUAGUGGACAGGUUAUCUCAUCUGAACAAAACACUCAGUUUAUCGAUAAUGUUAUUGUUAUUAUGCGUAGUGUGUUCGAAAUGAAAGUUGAAUCGGGCAGCACAGAUAAUCCUUUAGCAACUGUUAGUAUAGAACAAUUAAUGUUAAACAUUGUUCGCUAUUCUCGUCAUUUGGACACGUCAGUAGCUACAAUUCAAAUCCGUUCACGCGUAUGUCAGCUUGUCGAAUCAUUGAUGAAACGUCGUGAUGAUUUAUCAUUUCGUCAAGAGAUUAAAUUUCGAAAUAAAUUGGUCGAAUAUCUGACCGAUUGGAUAAUGGGCAAUUCACAUCAGUUUAAUGUUCAAUUUGGUGAUCAAUAUCAACAUCUAACUAGAGAGCUCGAUCAAGCAUCAAUGGAAGCCGUUGCAUCACUACUUGUUGGCCUUCCAUUGCAGCCGGAAGAAUCCGACAGAGGAGAUUUGAUGGAAGCGAAAUCACAAUUAUUUUUGAAAUAUUUUACAUUAUUUAUGAAUCUGUUAAAUGAUUGCUCAGAUGAUUUGAACGAUGAAGGAAGUGAUCAAGAUUUGGCCACAUCAGGUGGUGCGGGAACGCUUCUCCAACAACAGCAGCAACUGCGAACGAGUUCAUUGAUGAGUGCUAUAAGUCAAGCAGCAUUUAGCCCACUGAUGGGUCCAGGGCGAGCAUUUAAUACACAACAACUGGUAAAAUCACAGCAACAAUCAAAAACACAAUCAUUACGAAAUAGUACAAUUGUUGCCAUGUCGAAUUUGUUGAAUGCUAACAUUGAAAGUGGGUUAAUGAGAAGUAUUGCUUUGGGGUAUCAUCGUGAUCCAUUGACUCGGGCUGCUUUUAUGGAAGUUCUCACACAAAUAUUACAACAAGGAACAGAAUUCGAUACAUUAGCUGAAACUGUGUUGGCAGAUCGAUUUGAACGUUUAGUAGAACUGGUAACAAUGAUUGGAGAUAAAGGCGAACUACCUAUCGCAAUGGCCUUAGCCAGUGUCGUUUCCGUACAGUAUAUGGACGAAUUAUCUCGUGUAUUCGUGACCGUUUUUGAUGCCAAACAUUUACUAAAUCAGUUAUUAUUCAACAUGUUUUCAAAAGAAGUUGAAGUGGCUGAUUGUUAUCAAACCAUCUUAAGAGGAAAUGGUCUUCCAACUAAAAUCAUGUCAUUCUGUUUUAAAUUGUACGGUUCUCACUAUUUGUACAAUCUCUUUGCACCCAUAUUACAAAAAAUGUACAUGGCCGACUCAUCACAGUCUCGUUCGUACGAAGUUGAUCCAUCACGUAUCGAAUCCCAAGAAAACGUUGAAGAAAAUCGAAAAAAUUUAAGAUUACUCACACAAGAUGUAUUUCAAGCAAUCAUAACAUCAACAAAAAUGUUUCCGUCUCAGUUAAGAACACUUUGUUAUUGUCUUUACCAAGUAGUUAGUCAACGAUUUCCUCAACAACCGUUGCAGGCUGUUAGCACCGUCAUCUUUUUGCGAUUUAUUAAUCCUGCUCUCGUCCUUCCACACGAAUUUGGAAUUACUGAAGUUGAACCAUUGCCGAGAGUCAAACGUGGUCUAACUUUAAUCUCAAAAAUUUUACAGAAUAUUGCCAACAAUUUGAACUUCACCAAAGAAUUUCAUAUGCGAUGUUUUAAUGAUUUUUUAAAAUCGGCAUUUGAUACAGCAAUGCAGUUUGUCAUGGACAUAUCGUCGGAACCUGAUCAAGCAACAGAUAAUUUAAUAAAUAAUUAUACAAUGUCAUAUAUCAGCGAUGCAAAUGUCUUAGCUUUGCAUCGGCUGUUGUGGUAUCAUCAAGAGAAGAUUGGUGAUUAUCUCUCGUCUGGUCGUGAUCACAAAGCCAUUGGUCGCCGUCCAUUUGAUAAAAUGGCUACAUUGCUCGCUUAUCUGGGUCCACCUGAUCAUCGUCCACUCGAUUCACAAUGGAUUUCGUACGAUAUGACAUCGACCAAGUUCGAAGAAAUGAUGCAGAAAACACAAAUGCAUGAACGAGAAGAAUUCAAGAGUCUAAAAGCGUUGAACAUAUUCUAUCAAGCCGGUUUUUCUAAACAAGGUGAUUAUCCAGUGUUCUAUUAUAUUGCUCGUCGAUUUAAAGUAAAUGAAAUGAACUGUGAUUUACUUAUUUAUCAUGUAUUAUUAACAUUAAAACCAUUUCAAAAUAAACCAUUUGAACUCGUCAUUGAUUUUACUCAUACAUGUACGGAUAAUCGAUUCAAAACGGAUUAUCUGUCAAAAUGGUUUGUGUGUAUGCCUGAAUGUUUUUAUCAUCAUUUACAACAAUGUUACAUCUAUAAUUGUAAUUCGUGGGGAAGUCGAAAAUUGGUAUUUAUUGAUCAUAUUACAAAAUUGAAUGAAUUUAUCGAACUAGAUCAACAAAAAUUACCUGGUCACACGCUGUCGUUAGAAGAAGAUUUGAAAGUAUUUAACAAUGCUUUGAAACUAUCACAUAAGGACACAAAAGUGGCCAUCAAAGUUGGUCCACAAGCUAUUCAAGUAACAUCGUCAGAAAAAACAAAAGUUCUUGGUCAUAGUGUAUUGUUAAAUGAUGUUUAUUAUGCAUCGGAAAUCGAAGAAGUCUGUCUCGUCGAUGAUAAUCAAUUUACGUUGACCAUUGCCAAUGAAACGGGACCACUGUCUUUUAUUCACAACGAUUGUGAUAACAUUGUACAAGCAAUUAUUCAUAUUAGAACACGUUGGGAGUUGGCACAACCAGAAAACAUACAGAUUCAUAAUAAAAUUCGUCCAAAAGAUGUUCCUGGUACACUGUUAAACAUAGCCCUAUUAAAUUUGGGUAGUCUUGAUCCAUCCUUACGUUCAGCUGCUUAUAAUUUAUUAUGUGCAUUAACUCAAACAUUCGAUCUGAGAAUUGAAGGACAACUAUUGGAAUCAAGUGGUCUGUGCAUACCGUCAAACAAUACCAUAUUCAUCAAAUGUAUCUCGGAAAAACUGGCUCAAAAGGAGCCGCAUUUAACAUUAGAAUUUCUUGAAGAGUGUAUUGAAGGUUUUCGAAACUCAACUAUCGAACUCAAACAUUUAUGCUUAGAAUAUAUGACAAAGUGGUUACCAAAUUUGACACGAUUUUGUAAGCAGAACGAUGAUAAUAAACGACAAAAAGUAGCACAAAUACUUGAUAAGUUGAUUACAUUGACAAUCGAAGAAGACGAAAUGUAUCCAUCGAUACAAGCCAAGAUUUGGUCUAAUAUCGGUCAAGUAUCCGAUCUACUUGAUAUCGUAUUGGAUUGUUUCAUUAAACGAAGUGUGCUGGGUGGAUUGGGAUCAUUACAGGCCGAGAUUUUGGCUGAUACAGCAGUGGCAUUAGCCAGUUCAAAUAGUCUCCUAUUUUCGAGAAAAGUUAUUGGUCGUUUAUGUCGCCUUAUUGAGAAGACGUGUAUGUCACCGACUCCCACUCUAGAACAACAUUUAAUCUGGGAUGACAUUGCCAUUUUACUUCGUUAUUUACUUAUGUUAUCAUUUAACAAUUCAUUGGAUGUCGCUUCGCAUCUGCCCUUUCUAUUUCACAUCGUCACUCUACUUGUUUCAACUGGUCCUUUGACACUCCGUGCUUCGACACACGGUCUUGUCAUCAACAUUAUUCAUUCACUAUGCACUUGUUCACAACCAACAUUCAGUGACGAAACACAGCGUGUUCUACGAUUAUCGCUGGCCGAAUUUUCUCUACCGAAAUUCUAUUGUCUAUUUGGUUUGUCAAAAGUAAAAUCAGCGAGUGUCACUGCAUUUCGGACGGGUAUCGUGCGACAACAACACGCUUCAACUGGUUCUCUAUUACCACAACAAGAACGAACAAUGACAGCAGUGGUUGCAUAUUCGCCGUGUGAACAAGAACGAAUGUCAUUGCUGUCAUUGGAAACCAUCACCGAUACUCUACUCGAAUUGAUGGAGGCUUGUAUGGGUGAUAUUACACAAUGUGAAUGGUUAGCACAAUGGCAAGAAUUAGCCAAGAGAUUUGCGUUUCAAUUCAAUCCCGCACUACAGCCAAGAGCCAUUAUUGUCUAUGGUUGUAUAUCAAAACAAACAUCAGAUGCUGAUAUAAAACAAUUAUUACGCAUUUUAGUCAAAGCUCUAGAAUCAUUUGUCGACAUUGAUUUGAUUGAUUCGAUCAUUAUGUGUCUUACUCGUUUGUUACCGCUGUUAUCACAAGAAUCACCUAUUCAUAAAUUUAUGUUUUGGAUAGCGGUGUCGAUUUUACAAUUAGAAGAAACUCAAUUAUAUGCAAGUGGUUUAGCAUUAUUGGAACAAAAUUUACAUACACUUGAUCAUAUGGGUACUUCAAUUUUCGAAAUGGGUACACUAGAGAAGAUAAUGAUGGAUGCACGAGAACCAUUAGAAUGGCAAUUUAAACAAUUGGAUGCUAGUAUGGGAUUAUCGUUUAAAUCGAACUUUAAUUUUGCCUUAGUCGGACAUCUAAUCAAAGGUAAGAUAAUUAUAUUUUUCGUUUAA